Messenger RNA from Schistosoma bovis, 5358 nucleotides. Lineage: Eukaryota; Metazoa; Platyhelminthes; Trematoda; Strigeidida; Schistosomatidae. The record is from the annotation of a GenBank genome assembly.
GUUCUUCAAUGUUACGAAUUUUCACUAACCUUCAAAUACCUUGUUGCUGCUAUAAUCACACACUUACCCACUUACUAUCGAUUUUUAUCAAUUUUCGCCGUUUAAAAUUAGUAUCUAACUAUUUCUAUUCUUAGGAGUAUCCCUGAAUCCCAAGCCAAGCACCUUAUUACGCUAUACUUUAACCAGCUUAUCCAUGGUUGUCGUAAUGUAGAUUGUCAAAAUAGAAACUGUGCAUCUUCAGUCAAUUUUGCGCAUUCGGGUAUUACACCAAAUCAAGCGGCUGCUCUAGCAAUCGAAUUAACGGUCAAUCGUGCUGAUCUCUGUUUAUCUACUAAUGCAAUCUUAUCAUCUGGAAUGAGCAAUCCAUCAACCUCACGUUCUUUGGAACCUGAAAUUAAUAGUGAUGACAAAGGUGGUGAAACGUCGAACAGAAUCAACGAAGUGUCUAGUUACCAUCCUCAAGAGCCUUCAAGUCUUCAAACGACUACUAUUCCUUCAUCACAACAGCUUGUUGCUAAUUCGGAUACAAUAACAUCAGGUCCUGAUGAAGAUUCAUUUCAUUCUCUGAUGACACCCGCUGAAGUUACUCGGUUAAUCAUGUUUCUGUUUGAUGCUUCGGAAAAUGACGAAAUCAGUUCUUCUCAGCUAAGCGAGCCAACUUCUGGAAUUAUUGCAGAGGACUACUCGGCGGACCAUGAUAACUCUCUGACUUCCGCUUUCCGUAGUCGCAAUCCUCUGUUUGGAACAUCUAGGCCAUCUAGUUCGAGCUCUGAUACUUUGAAAACCCUCAAAGGACCAACAAGCCAAAAUAACCAUACAACACCAUCACUGAAUACAUCUGUCGAACGUGAAUCCCGUAAAACUGGUUUGUCGUUAACCGAAUUACAGAAAGCUAUUGAAAUGGGGAGGAAAAAUGGAGAGUGGUCCUGUCUUAUAAGUUUAUUAAAUUCAGUUUUCAGUUCGUAUGAUGCAUUAUCAAGUAGCUUCUUACAUGAAUUAUGUGGGGUUGGAUCAGGAAAGCAAUCCAAAAAGGAUAAAAAAACUACAGACGUCUCGGACUCAUCACUGUGUUGCACCAGUGCCAAAACACUAAAAGAUUACAAUGAAGUUAUUCCGCCAACUGUAAAUAAUUCUGAUGGCUCGGUUGACAACAUAAUAGAAUCUUCUUGGGUCGAAGGUAUGACUAGUAUCUCAACAGAUUUUCCUGUUUAUCAAAAUGAUGUAGAAAUGGAUGAUCAACAAGUGAACACUUUGAACUCCAUUGAAAUUAUUGAAAAAUCAGAAAACAAUGUAUAUUGGCCAUCUGUUAAUCUUAAUGAUUUACGUAAAGCUUGGUCUAUGAUUGUAUCUAUACCUGAACGUCAAAAUAUUGUAGAUACACUAAUGAGAGCUGUUCGUCGUUUGGUUGUGAUCAGUUUACAUCAACUUUUAGUUAUUCAACCACCUGAUGGAUUAGACGAUAAUCAACCAACUACUGAAAUAGCUAUUAUUCAACAACGUUUAGUGAAUCUUUUUAUUAUUCUUUAUGAAUGUCCAUUUGCAACAGAUCCUUUACAUUUUGAGCUUUUAUUGUUAAAUAUUAAUCGUGCUGUAACUUGGCUUCCAAACACAAUACAAGUUAUGUUAUGUCGAGCAUGGGCUAAUUCUGUACACACACCAUUAGCUAAUUGUACAGAACCACCAAAUCCAGAACAAACUAAUUUAUGGUGUCUACAAAAAAUUCUAUUACAUCAUAUUACUUUACGUUGUUUAACUACAGAUCAUGGUUUACCAAAUGAAGAUAAACAGAUUUGUGAAGCCGCACUUGUAUUACGUAUUGUUUACUAUGCUAGUCUAUUGGCUGGUCAAAUGGAUUCACCUGAAUUAUUAGAAAUGGAAGCUGAAGAGAAUAGAUUAUUUGAACAACAAAUGCGUGCUCAUAUUGGACCUACUUAUGAAAGACGUUCUCGUGUUAGUUUACCUGAAGAUCCAUUUGCUAAAGCGCUGAAUAUUUCUCCUAAUGAUUGUCGUACACCAUUUAUUCCAGUUAAAGAUUUUGUAAAUGAAACACUCAAUGAUGGCCUACAGCCAAAAAAAGAUUAUAUUUAUUAUCGUUCAAAAGGUAUAUCAAAUGAGUUAAGCUUUAUGAAAUUACCAUUUCUGUUACAAACUAGUUCGAAAUCUGUUCUAUUGUAUUAUGAUAAUCGUAUGCGUAUGCUAGAUGAACGUCGAGGUGUUCUGAUGCAUACUUUUCUCAUGGAUACACCUGAAAUGCCUUUCUUUAAACUGCGUGUUCAUCGGGAUAGAAUCGUUGAAGAUGCUUUGUUAAUUUUGGAAAUUGCUUGUAUGGAAAAUCCGGGUGAUUUUAAAAAACAACUUCUCAUCGAAUUUGAUGGUGAACAAGGAAUCGAUGAAGGUGGACUUAGUAAAGAAUUUUUUCAGCUGAUCAUUGAACGUAUUUUUAAUCCAGACUAUGGUAUGUUUGUUUUGGAUGAAGAAACUCAAAAUUAUUGGUUUAAUCCAGUUCCUCUGGACGAUAUGGAACGUGAAUAUUGUUUAAUUGGGACAUUAUUGGGUUUAGCAAUUUAUAAUGAUGUUAUAUUGGAUAUUAAUUUCCCGUCAGUGUUGUAUCGAAAAUUAGUUGGAAAAUUGGGUACAUUUGAAGAUCUAUUUGAUGCUCGACCUAGUUUAGCCCAAGGAUUAAAAAGUUUGUUGGAAUAUGAAUAUGAUGAUAUUGAAAGCGUAUUCGGUUGUUCAUUCGCUGUCAAUUACCUUGAUCCAUUCGGUAAUGUUAUUACACAUGAAUUAAAACCGGAUGGAGCUAAAAUUCCGGUUACAAAAGAAAAUCGUAAAGAAUAUGUAGAUUUGUAUUCAAGUUUCUUGUUGAAUGAUUCGGUUAAAAAACAAUUCAAUGCUUUUCGAAGAGGUUUUCAAAUGGUUGUUGAUGAAAGCCCAUUAACAUUUUUAUUUCGUCCAGAUGAAUUAGAGCUACUUGUUCGUGGAAGCCCAGUAUAUGAUUUUAAUGAAUUAGAAAGAGUCACUACAUAUGAAGAAUAUACAUCUGAUUCAACUGUAAUUAAAAAUUUCUGGUCUAUAGUACAUUCAAUGACUAAAGAACAAAAAAAACAAUUAUUACAAUUUUCUACUGGUUCUGAUCGUGUACCAGUUGGUGGUAUGUCAAAAAUGAAAUUUACUAUAGCACGUCAAGGUUCUGAUACUAAUAGAUUACCGUCUGCUCAUACUUGUUUCAACAUUCUUUUAUUACCGGAAUAUCAAAGUUUGGAAAAAUUACAACAAUCAUUAUUACUGGCGAUAACACAUUGUAAAGGAUUUGGAAUGUCAUAAAUCCAUCUUGUCUUCUCCUUCUUUCUUCUUAUCCUUUCCACAACUUUGUUUUAUCAUUGGUGGACUACUUUCUUCCUUCUUCUUUUUUCGAUUUCCUAUAGUUUAUCUUUUUUGGUUACUUACGGAAUUUCUCUUUCUCUCUUCCUCGAAAGGAUACGGGAAUUAUUAAUCAAUUACUUGUGUGUUUUUGUAGCAAAUUUUCUUGAAAAUUCAGUCACUAUUUUAUCAUAUUUUUUUGAUCAUAUGUGUACUGCCAACCUUGUUUGUUUAUCAUCAAUGUUUAAUAGUAGGUUCAACAUAUAUAAACACCUACUUACUUAUAAACAACAUGAUUUUUUUGCACAUACUUACAUAUAUAUUGGCAGCAGACACCAAUUAUAAUUUCAUAAAAUCUGCUCAAAUUAUUACAUAUACAGUGAAGUUUAUCAGUAUUUGUUAUACCAAAAAAUAAAUGAUAACUAUACAAAGAAACAGAAGAUCAACACAAUGUUUUCACGUUUACGUAAUGAUCUACAGUCAUAUUUGUAACAAUGUAAACGUACAUAUGAUUUACGUAUUCAGUUGAUCAAAUGAAUUAGUCAGCUGAUUAGACCAUAUGAUAAUAAUAAUAAUAAUAAAUAUGACACAUCUCUUCGAUGAAUUUAGUUUAGCUUUUUUCUGUCCAUUCAUCUGUCAAUGUAUGAACCUGUUUGUUUAUGUCAAUACGUCUUUCGUUCUGAAAUGUCCGGUAUACGGUGGGAACACUUGAGGAGACGACUGAAUAAUUGUGUAACGAUUCUCACUGUACAUCGUUUUUCCACGAAGAAAACACAACUGCAACAUUUAGCCAUAUGUUUCGAUUUCUUUUUUAAAAAACGACAAAAUUAAAACGUCAGUUUAUCAGAACAACAAAAUUUAGUUUCAUCUUCUCUAAAUUAUGAACUUUAGUUUUUUUCCCGUUUUUUAGUGAACCUUAUAUUUGACGCCUUUUUGAAAAAAUUUCUCAUCUUUCAAUGAACGACUUGGAAUGUCUUUAUAAUCAAUUUAUUGUGUGGAUUUUCGUCUUUUCCAUGUGUCCUUUUUUCCUUUUUCUCUCUAUUUCUCAUCUUAAAUGACUGAUGUAACUAUGAAUAUAUUAUUUAUCGUUAUGUGAAUACUACUGCUAUGAUGAUCGUUAUCAGCAGUAUAUAAUGAAGACACAAUUACAUAUAAUAAAAGUGAAUUAGAAUUGCAAAACAAAAUAAACGUUGUUUACUAUUUGUCCACGUUGUUUGUCUUUUUCAUUCAUUGAUUUGCCUUUCAAUCUCAACGAGUUUCUAGUUGUUUGAUUGUACGCUUGUAUUGUCCCUUUUUAGGUUCUAUUGAUAUUUCUACACAUAUAAAGUCUUCUCUUUAGUAUGUUUAGUCAUUAUAAACUGCAUUUACUGUGUACGUUGAAAUAGUUUAAUGUCUGUUGAAUGUAUGAUGUGUUAUACCAUCGUUAGGAUUAGGAUAAUAAUUCUUAAUUGUGAUGGCUUUUUAACAUUUUUAAGUUUGUCGCGUUUUCUAGAUCGAAGUGUCGUAAUGAAAUUAUUGCUAAAAAGGUUGUUAUUUAAGUUUGUUGAUGAUUUCUAUGUAGCCACUUCCAACUAACAUGAAACUCGACUAUCUUACAUGCUCACUGACGACUAGUUUACUACAGCAAACUUGUAAAUGUUUUCUUUUUUCCAAUUGUCAAUAUAUGACUGGUAAUAUGUUGUAUUUCUCAAUAAAUGACAUCAUUUGGUUUCAUAAAUUGUUGACAAUCGAAAAUCUAGAAAAUUGCUCUUAACUAUUCAACAUGAAGACAUAAUAUAUUCAUUAAUAUAGGUGAUUUUAUUGAUCAAAAUACACUAAGCUAAAUCUAUAAUAGCACCAAGAUAUUAUGGUUAAGUGAAGUGAUUAGUUUAAAAAUGGGUUCACAAAUCGGCUAUUGGUUAUAAACCUGUUCAAUCCUUAAUAUAUUUCUUUAACUUUGGCUAGAUUGAUUCUUAACCGAAUCAUAGUUUUUGUUCAAGUUCAAAUUUUACUUCUGCA